Molecule: messenger RNA, 4503 nt
Organism: Paramisgurnus dabryanus
Lineage: Eukaryota; Metazoa; Chordata; Actinopteri; Cypriniformes; Cobitidae
Gene: hmgxb3
Product: HMG box domain containing 3
Source: RefSeq, a predicted model, not a curated record
GGCUCAUCUGAUCCGCCAUCUUACUGCAGCAUACUGCAGAAACACACGCGCUGAAACACACACUCACACACUGUCACGCUCCACACAAAAACAAGAUCUGUGUCCCGGUACCGACGAGUGACGCCGGCUGAGAGGUUCGGAUGAAUUUGGACCGAUCGUGCGCCGAUUAAGAGAUGGAGGCCAUCUAUGGAGAGAUGGAGGUGGAGAGCUGCUACACACUGCUGCAACUUCCAUCACCCAAGAAGAAACGGAGGAGCAAAGGUGGCACGGGAAACUCAGACAAACCCAAGAAGCCCAGGUCGGCGUAUUUGCUCUACUACUUCGACGUGCGUCAAAACAUGCAACAGGAAAACCCAGAGCUGCCUCAGUCUGAGAUCAACAAAUGCAUCAGUGACAGUUGGAAGAGACUGAAUGUGGCCGAUCGAGGUUAUUACCUGGAGAGAGCUCGCAUGGAGAAAGAUGGCAUCGACCCCAUGAGUCUAAAUAGCAACCAAUCAGCUGCCUCUUCUCAGGAUGUCCCAGGGUUCCGCAAGAUCCUCCCACGGGCGAAUUAUUUGCUGCUCUCAAAGAGUGUAGUGGAAGGGGAAAGUGGAGAGGUUUGUGUGGACGGAGAAGCAGAGGGGACCCUGGAUAGAGCCACUCGGACCCCCACACAGGAGACUCUGGUGUCUCCCAUGACUCUGGGCAGUGAGGUGGAGCUGUCCGAGCAGUGCAUCGCCAUCGAGGCGCUCGGCGAACACACGUCUGUGGGUGGAACGUCACACCUCGGAGUCCUCUCCCAGAAUUCCUGUGCCAUUGAAGGAUCAUUGGGUCUCGGGCGGGAUGCUCUUAAACCCGCUGCUGUUCUUGUGAAGGGAGAGGAGUGUAAAGUAGUGGGCGGGGCCUAUGGUGAUGCUGGCAUGGUGGUAGAGAACGUAAUGGAGGGUGGAGCUCUAAUGCCUCAGAUCAAACCGGAUGCAACACGUCUUGUUGCGAUAAUACCUAAUAAGGGUGUGGUGGAAAAUAAAAUAAUUACCACUGCGGGUCCAGUAAUGAUGUUUCCAGUUAUAAACACUGUGAAAGCAGAACCCAAACCCUCAUUUAAAUUGCCCAUCAGAUAUACACGACGAGGGCGAGGUUACUGCACCACACCUGGCUGUUUGUUUUCAUAUGUCACCCGUCACAAACCGCCCCAGUGUCCUGACUGUGGCCAACAUCUCGGUGGGAAGUGGGUGGCCAUUGCAAAAAGAGCAUCAAGAAAAGCAGCGCCUCCAGGGCAACAAUGCGACGACUUCAAGCUUCCUGUUGCUCAUCCAUGUGGUCUGACAGAUCCGACCGAUGCAACAAUAAACACGGAAAAAGAACUGAUGCAGAACACCGACCAAACAGGCUCUUCCAUAAUUACCCAGAAAUCCUCUGUAGAUAAACCUCAGGACCGAGGCUCUACAUCCUCUCGCAAGGCCGGAUGCAGGAAGAGAGAGAAAAAAAAAGCUCAACAAGCUUCAGCGUCUGAUGCUGAAUCAAAGUCUGUGCUAUCAUUGAGUAAUGGUCAAAUUCAAGUCGUCUCAAGGGAAUUAAACAGCAGUGGAGCACAAAAACGCCGUAUAAGAGCGAUUCUUCCAGCGCCUGCUCAGACCAAUGCGGCCGCCCAGUCUGCACUUGUACAGUGGAUCGCUGUUCGUCCUGAUGAGGUCGGCACAGAUACUGGUAUUAUCAGAACAAUGAAACCAUCAGCCAGUGAGCACAUCGUGGGUCUGAAGCCCAGCACCCUUAAACAGUUGGGUCACAUAAUCACACCCACUGCCUCAGAACAGAAGCCCACGACAGUCAACAGUAACCAAUACAUCAUUACUGACAAUGGCGUUAAGAUUCUCUCCAUGGUGCCCUUUAAGAAAACAUCUGGAUCAUCCCUUGCUCUAGGUUUGUCUACGGCGAGAGGAAGAGGUCAUUGUAAGAACCCUGCGUGUGAUUAUGUGUAUAAGAACAGACACAAACCUCAACACUGUCCGACCUGUGGAUGGGAACUCGGCAAGAAAACUAAACACACGAUCUCUGCUGAGGUUGAGGCUGGUUCACAAAUUCUGAUGGACCCGUCUCAACCUUUGAGCGCCGCUCAGAAGGAAGUGCAGCGUCAGUCAACAGUGAGCGUCCUCAGAUGCUGUCUGCAGUUUCCAGAGAGUGAAGGAGAACUGCAGGACGUCUUCAGCCUCAUACGCGAGCUCAACGCUUCUGUAAUAGGCGAUGAGAUGGACAACGCAACGAAAGAAAGAAACGGAUGGCCGUCUUUUUAUGAACCAGCGGCCACACACUGCAGUCUGUGUCAAUGCCCGCUGAUUAAAGGGGAGCUGAGUUCGGCUGCAGGUUUAGAGGAAUGCUGGUUAUUGACUGACGUUGCGAUUCGACUGGUCACCCUACAGGUGAAAAUCUGCUCGAAUCUGCAGUGUCUGGCACUUCACAGUUUCACAGACCUGCAUCCAGGUUUGUUUAACAUCGGGAAUAAACUCCUGGUGACGCUGGAUUUAUUCUUCAAGAUGAGACAUCAGAUCAGACAAGGAGAUGAUCCUGCACACGCUGCUUUCAGUAUUAUUAAAAACACACAGACACAAACAGACUGCGUGUUGAGCUCGGAGGAUUUGUCUCUUGUUCAGGAGCUCUUCUGCAGUGGUUACUGGGCGUUUGAGUGUCUGACGGUCCGAGAUUAUAACGAUAUGAUCUGUGGAGUGUGUGGCAUCGCUCCUAAACUUGAGGUCGCACAACGCAACACCAACAACGUUUUACUGCUGAAGAAUGUGGAGUUCACCUGGCCUGAGGUCCAAGUGACGGACGAGGUGCAGGUUGAUGAGUUUUGGCUGACGAUGGAGAACGAGGCGUUAGAACAGGCAGCGUUUCCCUGCAGCAUCCCCAUCACGCGAUUCGAUGCAUCCAUCAUUGCUCCGUUUAUUCCUCCUCUAAUGAGGAGCGCAGGUGUCAUUAACACAGAAAAGGAUAAGAUUGCCACAGACACAGCACUCACAGGAGACCCUGCAGUCCUGGUGCGUCUUAUCCACGAGGGUCUGCUGAGAUCGGAUCAGAUUGAACAACACAGUGAGCAGGAGCUCAGGGACGUGCUGGAAAAAUGUGGAAGCCCAGCUGCAACAGACACUUCAAAGGAGCAGCUGUUGGCGUCUGUUUCUCUGUUGUACUCACAAAUAAAAAACGGACUUUGGACGGCGCCUGAACCAAAAACUCCCGUGACGGCGGGCAGAAUCAGCCGAGUGUGUCCACAUCAGGUGGUGUGCAGCUCGAAGUACAUUGUUCGUCGAGAAAGCGCUCGAGAUCACGUGGACCUGCUGUUGUCGACGCGGUUCUGGCCGCCGGUCUAUGUGACGGAUUGUGCUCAGAAGGUGGCGCUGUGUGCUGAUGUGUUAUACCCUGAACUGACCUCUCAGAUGUGGGGUAGAAACCAAGGCUGUUUUUCUGACCCUUCAACAGCACCACAGUACGUCUCAUGCUCAGAACUACAGGACCAGCAGUACACUUUGGAUCUGUCCAUUACUGAGUCAAACCCACAGCUGCACCCCAUCACCAAAUCCGCCUCCCGCUGGAUUGUGCGGCUUGACAGUUCAAACCAUCUGCACGAAGACCGUGAUGCUCACCACGCCAUGACGCUGUGCAGAGAACUCGAACCUUACGUUGACGUAGCAAGCGAGAUAUGCCACGAAUCUGACAAUGAAACUAGCGAAAACGACGGCGUGUCUGCUAUCCGCCGUAAGGCGCUAGUGUUUGAUAACGCAGCGUAUUAUUACCUCUACAACAGGCUCGUGGACUUCCUGAGCAGCAGAGACAUUGUAAACCAGCAGAUCGCAGAGGUCCUGAACGCCUGUCAGCCGGGCGAGGUGGUGAUGAUCAGAGACGCCCUCUACAGGCUGGGAGUGGCACAUAUCAACUCAGAGGAACAGGAGCUUGAAGAUGGCGAGAUGGAGAAAGACACUGAAGUGAUGAUGAGCGAGGAGAUGAUGCUCGUCUGACUCAGGGAUCACGCAGACACGACUACCAUUUCAAUUUUAGGAAACUAUAAGACGUUGGGUUUCAGACACGGAAGCACUUCAGUGGGGUUUAUUCAUGGAACAGUUCACUAAAAACAGGAAGAUGUUGUCUUGUACUCACGCUCAUGUGCUCCAAAGCUUCUGUUAGAAGAAGAUCUGCAGAAGGGAUGUGAAUGUUUGUCCUGUGUUAUUGUGUUCUGUAGUCAUACUAUAUUAAAAUAUAGUAUAAAUAAACAUUUGUUCUCAGACAUUCUGUCUCAUGCCUGCCACAAUAAUCUUUCAGGGACAGGAGCAACGUGAAAUUGACUAACAGAGAACAUUUUUCUGAAGGACUUUUGUAUGCCUUGUGAUCUUUGUAAAUAAGAAUUUUAUUGCCCGUAGCAAAGUGAAACCACUACAGGUGACAAAUCAACAGUAUUUAUUUUAAUUGCAUAUUUUGACAGUUGUGUGUUGAGAGAUCCCGCUUUACCGUGCAUUAAAAAAAAUUAUCAAGUUAACU